Molecule: messenger RNA, 12695 nt
Organism: Toxoplasma gondii ME49
Lineage: Eukaryota; Apicomplexa; Conoidasida; Eucoccidiorida; Sarcocystidae
Exons: 6
Coding region: 1180-12177 (3665 amino acids)
Source: RefSeq, a predicted model, not a curated record
UCUCGAGGCUUUUUGAAGGCGAGCGCCCAGUUCUCUAGCGCAGUGUGCGCCUUAUCUGCACACCGCGAGCUGCCGGCAAGUGACUCUACCUCUGAAUCUUCGCUUUCUGUUUCCGUCAAAGCCUCAAGAAAGGCUGCGAGAAACGCGGCUCUCUCUCACGCAGCGCCAAAACCGGGAAGCCCGACUCCGCGCCUCUUCUCCUGCGUCGCUCCGUUGUUCGAUUCUCCUCGGCGACUACGAAGCAGCACCCUGGAGAAGCGACCGCUCGCUGCCGUCUCUCGCUCUCACCUCGCUACUACGCGCAAGACACGAGGCGAGGAGAGAGAAGAAGAGGAGAAAAGAGAAGAAGAAGAAAAACGGAGAAGAGAGAAGGAGAUAUCGUAGAUAAGAUGUCUCUGGCCGGAAGAAAAACUCCCGAGGUCUGAAACCCAGGGAAGAAAAAGGGGAGAGAGCGGGGGAGCUUCGGCCCACUCUCGCUCGGCCAGAAGACAACCGCCUGGCGGGGGGUGUACAUACACCUGAGGGAAACUCCCGAGUCUUUCGGUUUUUCAGCUUGUGAGAAGCAAGUUUCUCGCAUUUCUCUCAGUUUUCGGACAAGACACACAGUGCUUCUUCGCCACCGACGUCUCGCACAGACCGAGGCGGAUCUGUACAGGAAACUCCCCUUAAAAACAAGGUUCUCCUGUUCGAUUCGACUCUCUGUCUUCCUCGCUUUCUCCCCAUUCAGCCUUCUUUUUCGCGAGAGAAACUGCAUGCGUUCUUGACUCAGACCAUCCAGAGCCUGGAUUCUCGCUUUCCUGGCUCCCUUUACGGUCUGUCUUCAUCCUCCUUGUCGUGAGGGGGAUGCUGCUCUCGGGCGUCGCCGCACCUUCUUCCUGGACGAGAAACGAAAUGUUCUUUCGUUGAAUUCAGGACGUCUCUCCUUCUAGUUUCUCGUCUUGUCUGUUCUCUCCUCGGUCGUUCCUUCGCCGCCGUCCUUGUCGCCGUAGCUCCCAUCUCUCAUCUGCGCGCAACUUUUCUUUCUCUCUUCCCAGUUUUGCCAUUUCUCCAGUCUUUCUCCCUCUCUCUUCCUCUGUGCUUCUUUUCUUUCUUUUGCUUCUUCUCCCUUGUUCUUGACCGCUCCUCGAGAGACAACACCAUUUCCCCGAGGACCGCGCGACACCAGCUUCCCCUCCCAACAUGGCAAACCCCACAAAAAACUCUUCUCUCUCUUCUUCUGCUUCUUCUUCUCUCUCUUCUUCUGCUUCUUCUUCUCUCUCUUCUUCUGCUUCUUCUUCUCUCUCUUCUUCUGCUUCUUCUUCUCCCUCUUCUUCUUCUUCUCCCUCUUCUUCUGCUUCUUCUUCUCUCUCUUCUUCUGCUUCUUCUGCCUCUUCUUCUUCUUCUCCCUCCUCGUCUUCCUUGCCGGAGCUCGGAGAGGCGAGAGCAAGCUUGAGUGAGCGAAACGAGAAGGAAGAGGAAGUGGGGAGGAGGACGAACACUCAACAUGCAGCGCCUUUAGAUGGAACGGAUGGGAGAGCAUUCCUGAGAGAGAAAAGAGAGAAAGACAGCGGCAGAGACGAGGCACCAGCCCCCCGAGAAGAGAGGGAAGCGCGCGCCGGAGUCCUGGUGUGUACAUGCAGACCCAACUGCGGCGGAACAGGAACUCCGGAGAGCGCGAGGACACUGUCGGCUCUCUCUGCUGCAUGCACUUGCAGAGGAGAAAGGGGGGAAGGUUUUCUGCCUGGGCGAGAGAAGAAGAAAGACGGAACACACGACGAAGGCGCAUCUCAGGGUGGAGGCCGCUUGCAGUUUUCCAGAGAUGCGAAAUACAGAGCAUGCCCCCUGGAGAGAAGAGGAGCGGCGGAAGAAGAAAAGACAGAACGCAUGCAGCAGCCCAAGAACCGGGAGAGGCUCGAGGCUGAGAAGCACAGAGACGGCGCGAGGGAGGGGACAGCGGGAGAAACGCGAUAUCGCAGGAGACACGAGGCGGACCUUGAGGAGAAGAACGACGCGACAGGGGCGACGAGAGAAGAAAUGAAAAAGAGAGUCUCACAGGCAGAGGCACAUACGGCGAGAAGAGAAUGUUAUAGAACGGCAGACAAGCAUGCAUCCAAGAACAGCCAUAUCUCCAGUUCAAACCCAAGUCUUCGACUCGCUUCUCAUUCUCAUUGUCCAUCUUCUUUUCGCUUCUCCUCCUCUCAUCUUUCUGGCUCUCGUUCUUCUUCCUCUUCUUCCUCUUCUUCCUCUUCUUCCUCUUCUCGUUCGUCUUCUCGUUCUUCUUCUUCUUCUUCCUCUUCUUCUUCCUUUGAUUCUUUCGCGGAGGUGGAGAUGCCUUCAGUUUACCAGCUGCCUCUGUUGCUGUUCUCCUGGGGUGUCUUGUGGUCUUGGAGGCCAGUUGGGCCGCCCAUCGUGGCUGUCGCCUGCGUUCUGCUCACGCGUCUCCAUCUCGUCUGGCUGAUUGCCCGCUGCCUGCAGAAUUGCUACUGUGCCCUUUCUCCAAUCAAGGCUCCUCAGAAAGCCACUGCUUCCGUUUCGCUGCGACCUGGCGGCUCUUCUUCUUUUUCCGAGAGGAGACAAGACGACACGGAAGCAACAGGCGACUUUCGUCGGUCUGUGCGUUCCAAAGACGCCGACUGCUCCCCCUCCUCUUCUCCGUUUUCUGCUUCCUCUUCUUGGUGCUCUGCUGUGUCUGGGGUCGGUCCGUCGGCGGCUCCGGCGCCUCUGCGAUUCGGGGUCUCUCUGCUUCUGUCGGUUGUCCUUCUUCUCACGUUCUUUCUCUGCAGCGCCUGCCAUCAUUUGCCAAGUUUCGGGGAGCAUCCUUUUCUCCCUGUUCCUCUUGAGGAAGGGCCGCUUUUGUCUCUCGGCCUGGCUCUCCAGUUCUUGAAGGCGCGACUCGACCAGCCUCUCUUUCUCUCGCCGUUCUCUUCUUCCCUCUCGGCGCUCUCUAGUGAGGCGUCUGAUGGGGUGUACGGACGCCUCACGCAUGCGGCUCGUUCGGACGCUUCCGCGGUCUCGGCUUUUUUCUCUUUGUUGAACACUUGGAUUUGGAGGCCGCUGCAUGCAGCCGUGGUCUCGCCCUUCCUUCGUUUUCUCGAUCCCAUCUCGAAUUCCUCUCUUUCUUCUUCUCUUUCUUCGUCUCUUUCUUCUUCCCUGUCUUCUUCUCUUUCUUCGUCUCUUUCUUCUCUCUCUUCCUUAUUUUCUCUGUUUCCUUUUUCCUCUGGAUGGAAUUCGUCUUCUUUAGUGUCUCCCUCUCCUCCUUCGUCUGCCGCUCCGCCGCCCGCUGCGGCGCUUCCUUCCUCUGUUUCGUUUCUUCCUUCUCUUGCUCCCGGUUCUUUUUCUUUCUUCUCGGCUUUCCCUUCCUUCGAGUCUCUGCUCGCGUCCUUCUCUGCGUCUCUGUCUUUCUGGCUCUCCGGUUUUCCUUCCUCUGCCGCGUCCCCCCCUCAGUCGCCAGCGAGCACUGUCUCGCCACCUUGGGCGGGCGUUUCUCCCUUUGCAGGUUUUUCCUUUGCCUCUGCGCCUGGCGCGCGAGUCUUGCCCCAGCCGUCGGCUCGCAGCGACUUCUCGGACUUCGCUGCUUCUCCACUCCAGGCGCUCUGUCUCCUCUUUUUCCUCUGGAUUCGUCAGCUGUUCCUUCUGUCUGCAUCCCUCGUUUCUGCCCUCUUCGCAGAAGUUCUCCCCGCCGCUGUGUCGUCCCUGACCUUCUUCCUGCCUUUCCCCGCCGUUUUCGCGGCCUCGCCGUCUGCUCGACUCUUCCUCUCUGCCUUCUCGCGCUUCUCUCACGACGCCCUUGUCGCCUUCCUCAGCGCCUUCGCAGGCUAUGCGUGUCUGGUCCGUCUGCCUCUUAUUUGUCUCAGUCUCUGCUCUCAGUUGCUCUCCCGCCUCCCCCCUUUUUCUCCGCUCCCCUCCCUCCGCUUGCCUCUUCGCAAGAAGCCAUGCGCGAUCGGAAACAGAGAACGAGGGAGAGAGCGUGAGAGAGAACAAAAGAGGGGAGAGCACGCUCGGCGAAAUGAGAGCGAGGAAAGGCGUUUCCAAACGGUGCGACGUCGAGGAAGAAGCGAGGAUGUGGAGAGGAAGGCGUCCCAAAGCAGACGCGACGAUGGAGGCAUUGACAACGACUAUCUUCCUCUUUCUUAUCUUGAAAACUGUGCGCAACACUUCCGUCCUCACCGCAGAACCGUUUCCUCUCGCCCCGUCCGAAUCGACAUGGAUUUCUACAUUUCCUUCUCUUCUUCUUCCUCUUCUUCUUCCUCUUCUUCCUCGUCGUUUUUCACUUCUUCUUUGGAUGCCCGGAGGUCGCUGGUCGGCUGCAGUGGCGUUGCAUGCGCCAGAUCAGGCCUGCGCUGUCUUCCGUCGCCGCAGCGUUCCCCUUCUUCUGAUCCUCGUUCUGCUGCGAGGAGCGAACGCGUCCGCGAGGACGUCAGCGAGGACUCUUUGCGCUCUCUCUUUGCGCCUCGCGUCCUCGUCUCGUCUGGCGCCUCCCUGCCGGAAGUGAUUGUGGCACUGUGCGCCUGCUACUGCUUCCUCUUCCCAGAUCGGAAUUUUGUGUUGUUUUUCUGUGCUGCCCUGGAACCGCUGCGUCUCCUGCUGCUCUCGCUGUACCUGCUGCUAUCUGCUACGCGGAUCGAACUUGCUCUGCUUCUCGACAGCGCUCCCCCCUUCUCAGGUAUCGUCUCUCUUCCAGCGCCUCUGCGCGUCAUCGAUCCCUCGGCCAUCGGCGCGGCCGCAGGCUCGCUCCUGCUUACGCUCCUCGCGUUGCGCUGGCAUUCGCCUUCGUCGCUUUCCGAGCACUCGCAAGCUGGCGACACAAACGCAGCAGCGGAAGCAGCUGAAGCGGUCGAGAAGGCGGCAUGCGUCGCAGAACGCCUCAGACCAAAAGACUGGUCUCGCCUGGCGCCCGGAGCUUUUCGAUCGUCAGCCGCCACUCCUCGAGUGUCUUCACUGAAGCCUUCUGUGGAGAUGCCUCUGCCUCGCGUUGCCGAGUUUGUCGCGGCAUUGGACGCGACACAGAAACGGCUGCAGAAAGGAAUUUCUCUGUCGACAGAGAGGACGGACAUGGUCGCGCUGACGGAAAAGAAAGACUUGCGACGAGGGGGCAGAACUGAAAAGACAGUCGCAGAUACUCGACCUCUCCAACUCUGUCGUGAGACGAACCUGAAAACGCCUCCGAGUCUUGGUACUCACUCUUCAUCCUCUCCUCUCUCUGCAUCUUCACCAUCGUCUUCUUCUUCGUCAUCAUCAUCUUCUUCUUCGCCUCUUUCUUCAUCGUCUUGUGCAGCGUCUUCUUCUUCAUCUUCUGCUGCUCCUCUCUCUUCACCAUCGUCUUCUUCGUCUUCUGUUGCUCGUCUGUCUCCGCCAUCUUCGUCGAGUGCGUCUCCUUCGUUUUCGCUGCACCAUCCGCUCUCCGAGUUGCGUCGCCGAGACGAGCUCGAUGCCUCGACAGUGCCUGCGAAGUCGCAGGAGCCGGUCUCCUCCUUCCUCGCCACCACGCGGCUGUCGGCAGCAGCCCCCGCGUCUGCGGACGACGGCCAAGUGAAAGUUCUCUCGGAGCCAGAGUCCAUGCGCAUGACAUCUGCUCUGCAAAAGCUUCCGUUUUCUCUCCACUCUCUCACCUCGAUUCUCUACACUCUUCGUCUCCCGACUGAGUUCUCUUUCGAACGCAGAGACGCUGGCGACAGCGAGGAAGAGAGGAAGGGAGACCGAGAGAGAGACGAAGAGAGCGACGGAAACAAGGCCGGCGAUAAAGACGAAAUCACAGAAGAAGAGAACACACAAGAUGCAGGAGAAGACGCGGAACGAGGGAAGAGACAUCAAGACAGCUGUGGAGUGGGGAGAAUUGUCCACACAAAAAGCGGGGAGAGAGAACUGGAGAGAAACGUUUCUUCUCUCUGUCUCGCGUCGCCAUCUGUUUCUUCGGAUUCUGCCUCGCCUCUCGUCUGUGCGUUCUCUCCAGCGCCUUUAAAAUCGCUUCUCGCGUUUCCACGUCCUCACAGAGACCCCCGAAGCGUCCUGCGGCUCUCUGGGAAGCGCUCCGAAAACUCUCCGUCUGAUUCCGAGAGACGGACAAGCGGACCUCCCUUUAUGUCUCCGUUCGCGUCUGCCUUCGCGUUUCCGAGUUCGAGUCUCGCCUCAGCGACUGCGCCUUGCGGCCUCGAUGACCCGCGAGGCCUCCUCCAGUCCGUCCAGAAGCUGCAGCGCGCAUUGCCUGCAGACGCCACCUGCUGCAAACUCAGACUGAUGGAGAGCGAAAAACACAACUUGAGGGCCGUCGAAAAGAAGCUUCUGCCCAUCGUUCGCCUGCCUCGGCCGCAUGCGCGACUGCGAAUUCUCUCCGUGGUUCUGACCCUGCGCGAGCGAGAAGACGCCCUUCUGAGUUUCCUUCGUCUGCUGCACUCCGCAUUUGUAGAGCUCCAGAUGAGUCCCGCGCUCGCGCGCUACGUCCACUGUCUGCGCGUUCUCUAUCGCCUGCAGACGCAGGCAGAGACGCCUGAGUACCGGGCGUCGCCCUUUCUCGCUUCGCAGGCCGAGCAAAGCCCCAGGAGUCCGCGAGUCAAGAGAGAGGAAGAGGAGGAAGAAGAGGAAGAAGCGAACCUGAGGCGCAUUCUUCAGACUCUGAGGGAAAUGCAGGACUCACAGAGGCUCUCGCCGCAAGUCCGGACAGUCCUCACCAAACUGAGCUCCUCUCACCUCGCUCUCCUGGAAAGCCUCAACCGCAGUUCCGCGGGAGAGAGCAGCGGAGGGCAAACAGGAGCAGAAGUGAAGGGAGAUGAAGACACGAAGAAAACCGGGGAAACGAGAGGAGACAGGAGAAACCUCUUUGACGGUUUUGCUGAACAUCUUUCGCAUGCUCUCCUUGCUCUCGACGAGUGUGGUUCUGGCGAGGCGUCGCCGUCCUCCGAGUCGACAAUCCGAGAGACCGUGGACCGAGUGUACGAACACCUUGAGCGCUUUGAAGAGGACCGACGGUUCCUCUUUGUCGAACAUCUUCGCUACUUGGAUGCCUACGCUCAGCCCUUCGUUCUGCCAAGACGUUCUUCUUCGACGCCUUUCUCUUCUUCUGUCCAUGUUGCUUCUUCCUCUCCUUCCCCGUCUUCAUCUCCCCUUGCUUCUUCAUGUCCUUCUGUUUCACCAAGCUUGACUUCUUUGCCGCCGUCGCGAGAGAGAACAGCUGGGAAGCGAGAUGAGGAAGAGAAGGAAGCGAGAGAAGCGAGAGAAGCGCGAGAAGCGAGAGAAGCGCGAGAAGCGAUAGAGGAGACAACUGGGAGCAUGCCGAGUCCGAGGCGACCGCAGGAGGCAGCAGUCAACUUAGCGUUCUACUGUCACCUCGCGGAGGAGGCAUGGAGCCGGCUUCACUCGCAUGCAGACGCGGUGGCGGCGGCUGCUCGGUCGCUGCUCGAGCGCGACUGGACGGAGGCUCCUUCAAAGGCCUGUCUCCUUCAAAGGCCCUGCGAAGGAGACAGUCCACGGACGGGCGACGAGGCCGAAGGAGACAGGUGGAGACGGGUGGUGAGCGAGGCGCUCUGCCGCCUGCAAGAGCUCCGGACCUACCUGGGAUGCAUCCGGGAAGCAUGCGAAUUCAUUCAAAGGCACCCUCGAGAGUUGGCAGAAAUCUUUCCGGACUACACUUUCCUUCAAACGCUCUCCUCGAGCUCUCCGGUCUCACCUUUCUCCCUGUCUCCACGCUGCGCCUCUUCUUCCGCUGCGUCCGCGUCUUGCUCUGCCUCCUCUCCGAGCGGAGGACAUGGAAUGUCUUCUUCCUUGUCACGAAAGGGAGACAGAGCUGCUAAGUGUAGGCUACAGUGUGCUCCGUAUUCGUCUUCUUCACCUCAUUCCUCUCGCGCGGACGAGACUGUCGCUGGAAACCGAGAAUCCUGGCUUGUGGGCAGCUCUUCGAGUUCGUCUCGCUUCUCCACUUCUGCCUGUCUGCUUUCUGCGACAAACGCGGAGCGAAGAACGGCGGAAACGUUGAAAAAAACGACACCGCUUGAGUGCACAGAGUGCGACAGAGGCCCCUCGCGCACCUGGGCGGCUGUGGUCGCGGGCCGGGUGUAUGUACACUCGAGGGAAGGCGCGCCGCGUCGCGGUGAAGAACCUGAGAGGGAAGAAGAGCUCGGCUCUGCUGUUUGCCCGUCUCUCGGACGUACGAGCCAAGUGCUGUCGGAGACAGAGAAGGAAACAACGGAGGAAAAAGAGACAGAAGAAGGCAACGAGGAGGGAGAGAAAACAGAUAAAGGAAUCGAGAAGACCGCGAGUGAGGCCGGAGACAAGGGCGACGAAGAAGAGGAACUCAAAGAAGCGAAAGAACAGGAACAGCUUCUCGUUUGGGGUGACAGGAGCGAUCAAGUCGAGUCUUUGAUUCCCCUGUCGACAACAGCGGGGGACGCGGAAGAAGACAAAGUCGAACUCUUCCCCUCCUCCCUUUCUCCGUCCAUUUCCUCUCGCGGCCAGUGCAUGUUGGACGCGGCGCCUCUGCUGGAGCCUACAGUGCCAGGAGACGCCUGUCUCCACCGCCCCGGAGGACCCGAGGAGACGGGACAAAAGGAGACAGCGAGGUUGGGCGGAAUCUCUGGACGGCACCAGGCUGGAGGCGAAGCGCUUGCUCCCGAGGCGAGUCUGGAACUCGACCGCGUCGUCGAUAGGGAAGAAGACAGAGGCGAGAGACGAGAAGCGGGGGUCUUCCUCAGAGGCGACUCUUUAUGUCGACGCACACCGUCUGCUUCGUGGUGCUCAGACAUCUUUCCCUCUGCCGAUCGCGUUGCAUGCACUCUCUCCUCAGUCGAAGAGGAGACGCGUCUCCGCUUUCCGCUGUCUCCGGCCUCUCCCGCUCUAACCGGCCUCACUUCGCUUGCUGUCUCUUGCGGCCUGUCUCCGCCAUGCCCUGAUGAGCAACUUACGCAAGAGCUGAGUGCGAGUCACCCGGUACCCUGCAGUCCAUCCCCGUCCAGUGCGACGCCUGCUCGUCUUCACUUCCCCUUCUCUACUUCUCCCUUCGCAUGCACUUCACCGUCUCCCUCCUCUUCCUCCUCUUGCUCUUCCUCUUCUUCCUCCUCUUGCUCUUCCUCUUCUUCCUCUUCUUCCUCCUCUUCCUCCUCUUGUUCUUCCUCUUCUUCCUCCUCUUCCUCGUCUUGUUCUUCCUCUUGUUCUCCCGGGAGAAGAGAACCGGACUUCGGCGAGACAGGCGUCGCGUUGUUUGUUCGCGAGGAAGAGAGGCGAGACGCGCCAGGUUCGAUUGAUGGAGGAACGCGCGACGACAUGCGCCGUCUGUCGUCGAUUCAGUUGGAGGCAGAGUGGGUCGAUGUAGGUUUCGCGCUGAAGGCGGCUGACGGCGCCUUGGGAGAGGCCGAGAGUGAGAUCAACGGAGAGGAAGCAAAGAGGCAAGCCAGUGGAUUUUCUGAGAAUCUGCGGCAAUCUUUAGCGCGCCUCCAGGAAACGCUUGCAGGCUUCCCGAGACAUGUCUCUCCCGUAGUCAACUCGCCUCCAUCCUCUUCUGAGCCCUGCGCGGCGCCUUCUUCAAAUGCUCUUUCUCCUGGGUCUCCUUCGUCUUCUUCGUCUUCUUCUCUACCGUCUCCUCCUUCAUCUUCUCCUCCAUCUUCUCCUCCAUCGUCUUCAUCCUCGCCUCUCUCUGGCGACAACGUCCGAGGCCAACUGUGCGUUGCGACGGUUCUUCCACGGGUAGACGCCGAGAGCACCCGCUGCAUGCAUUUCGAGGAGACACAGGAGAAACAACCGAGAGAAGAGAGAGAACAAGGAGGCGAACGAGAGAGAGAAGGUGACGAGACGAUGAAUGAAGAAGACGAAAGCUUGCACAGUCGUGAGACGAUGGGGUUGACGGACAUCAGCCGCGACUCGCCUCUUUUGCGCAUGUCUCUCUGCGAAGAGGCGGGAGAGAAGGAAGAAGACGAGGAUCGAGAGGCUGGACUGGAAGAGGAAGCGAUGAGUUUCGAGAAGGAGUUCGUUGCUCCGCCGUCUGUCUCUCUGCCUUCUCCGGGAGGGCGAGACCAGAAAACGAGACGCGGGGACUUCGACAGGGAAGUAUGUGGUGCAGGCGGAGACGCGAGCGGAGAGCGACAACAAUCGGAGACAGCGCAGGGCCUCAACACUCCUCUCGCGUCUCUGUCUGCUUCUCCCCGUUCCGCGGCGGAGACAGUUUUGCUUCCGGACAAAGAAACCGCAGCUCAAUGCCGCCAGCCCCCUCUGCGCGUCGCGCCGACGCGAGCAGAGUCUUCUUCAGAAAUACGGAAAACCGCAUCCACUUACAGACAAUUCAUCUCGCGACGGCAGAACGCCUGCAGUCUAAGUUCUCUAUCGGCCGUCUCUUCUUCUGUCUCUUCUCAUGUGCGUGGAUCUGCGUCAUCGCGAGGCCAUUCGCCUGCCAGGCCUCUCAGGGGGGCGCCUGCUGCGUUCGAAGUCUCUUCGCUCGCGUCUUCGAGCGUCCGUGGGCGACGCGUUGGACUGCGGCCGGAGACGCGGCGGUGGAGCGUCGCUUCUUCAGCGGCUUCGUGUCUCUCGUCUGUCUCCGACUGUCCCCGGCAGACCCUCUCACGGAAGCCGCGCUCGUUCUCGGACGCAUGCGCGGCCAACGUCCCGAGUCUGUCGCUCUCUUCUCUCUCGCGGUUCGCUGCGGCCUCGCCACCCGUUAGUCCACUUCGUGAGCACGGGGGAGCCGAGGCGACAAGAACGCCCUUCGGGAGUUCUCGCGCGUCGGGACUGGACUCUCUGGCGCAGCGCCUGCUGCCUGCGCGGUCGCUCACGCUCGCGUUUUCUGCCUUUUCGGCGAGACGAGGCGGAGGCUCCCAGACCGGCGUCGGAGCGGAAACGCUUUCCGACAACGUUGGGCGGCCUGGGACAGAGCUCCACGCCGAAGAGGCGAGGCAGGGAAGGCGACAAAGCAGGCUUCGUGGGUGGGUGAGAGAGGGCACUGGGAGUCUGGCAACUGAGAGCGACGCGAAGAGAGCAGGAACUCCAGAGAAAACGAGCGCGCCAGUGGUUUCGGCAAAAAACGCGGCGCCGAGUGUCCAGACCUCGCGAGAGAAGCACAAGGUUGCAAGAGGACGGAUUUGCCUCGUCGUCCCCUCUCAGGGUACAGGCGAAGAGCAGCCGGAAGUUGCAGUCCACAACGGCAAAGGCAGACAGGGGAAGCAGCCUGGCGCGCAGGGAGUGUGUGAAGGCGCGUGGAAGCCGAAGGUCGCUGGAACGAAGCGAGGCGUCGAGAAGAAGUCAGAGAAGACGGACGCACAGACGAACGCCGUGAGAAGACGGAGCGACGGACGAGAAGGAGACGCUGAGCGAGGCGCGCAGCGAGCCACCGCGGCGACGGGCAUUGUGGUAUCUCUGAAAGAAAGGAAAGUCCUGCGAACGGGGACGCAGAGUUUCCGAAAAACUGAAGAGGCCCACGGGAAGAGCACCGCCACCGCAAAGGACGCUGACAGAAACGCGCAGUGGAGGAUGAGAGAGGGGCACAACUGUACUGGAAAAAAAGGAACAGCAGACGAGGUGGAACCAGAGCACCAGUCAGAAAAAGGGUAUGUUCUCGCCAAAUCCUCGUCUCAAAACUCGCCAAACGCAACUGCCCUCCCCGGAGGACAUCCGCCUGAGAGUCCAGGUGGGCAUUCACCCCACGAGAGGGCCUUAGAGGUACUUCUUCCGCUCCUUGCCCGGCCGCUUUUUUCUCCGGGAUCUCCAGCAGCGUCCGGCCAGCUGAACGCCUCGUCGAGUGCGUCUGAUUCGCCUCUCUGUGAGCAGCCGUCAUCUGCUUCGCCUCUCUGUGAGCAGCCGUCGUCUGCUUCGCCUCUGCGUUUUUCUCCCAGAAUGCUGCACACAUUCUCGCCCUUCGCUUCGUCUCUGUUCGGUCCUUUACUGGCGUCUCGCUCCCGCCAGUUCGAAGAGCGCGACGAGGCGCCCAGGAAGCGCGAGGACGAAGCAGACAUCCAGCGCGUCAGUACAGCUGCAUGUGCAGAUCAGCCUCCGGUCCCGGAGGUCCAGUGUUUCCGCCUUCCAGACGACGAGCCAGACGGCGGCUCCGUCCUGUCGUCACCCAAGUUUCUUCUGCACAGCGAAGAAGAAGAAGAGCACCGCGAGGGCGCCAGCGACGCGAGAAAGUUGAGUGCCUUCUCCCCCGCCUUGUCCAGAGACUCUGACGCUUCCCUCGACGCUCGCGACUCGAUGGACCGAGACGAAGGUCCCGGCGGCUACGAUUUCUAGUUCCCUUUGACGCGCGUUUCCUUUCUGCGUCGCUGACUUCGUCGCCGAAAAAUCCCAAAACGUCAACGAAGCGGCCUCUGCUCAGAGCCCACACACGUCGCCCGCGCUUCUGCCGCGUCGACAUCUCCGUCUCUGCCUCAUGUGAGGCCAGGCAACCAAAAUGGACGAACAUGUCUAGGUUCUCGCUUUCUCCUUUGCUUCUCGACAUGCUUGCGUGCAAUCGUGGAUCCUUACUCUUUGGCUGCUGCAGCGGUCGGGCGCACAUAUAUAUAUAUAUAUAUAUAUAUAUAUAUAUACAUAUAUAUAUAUAUAUAUACAUAUAUAUAUAUAUAUGUUGUACGUAGUUUAUACAGUAUAUACAUAUAACGAUAUGUAUGCAUAUGUAUGUGUAUCAUGUAUUUACAAGUAGAUGUAGAGUUCUUUUGGGAUGCAAGUGCUGAGUCUUUGACAAAAGACGCUGUGAGGGACGAGAGAGAGUGUGCGUCGCUGCGUUUGUUCUUCUCACUGAAUGCCGUCGC